UCGAGGGGAGAUAUUGUGAUGCUGUUGGGUUGGGUGGUUUAGCUUCCCGUCCGAAGCCGCUGUGUCCCGCUGUAAUCCGGGGUUGCUUAUCGCACAAACAGAAGGUGGGUGACGACUCAUGUGAUGUUGCAGCGACCUCGACGUCCGUCCGUUCACAGAAAAUAUUAUAAAUAUUAAGUAAUUGAUUCUCUUUCAAUGCGACUGUAACCCCGAGGAAUGAAUAAAGCUGGCAGUCGAAUAUGAUAAAGGGAUAAAGUAGUAGAACAGCAUCACGUGACCAUACCUUUCAAGUCGCGUUCUACGUGGCCGCUGUUCCAAACAGCUACAACCCAAGACUCUUUCAGACCUGACUCUGAAUCCGGAUACCGAACGAAACUGCUUUGAAUACGACAAAGAGAUAAAGUAAAUUGAUAUGCUUGUCACGUGGCUAUGCACAUCAGGACGAUCACUCCUGUCGUGACAAAGACGGACAGGCUGCCUUAAAAUACCCUUCCCGCUGCGAGUACCACAAUUUGCCGCUGCCAUGUCUUCGUCGAGCCGCGACCCGAAGAGGAAGAACGAGGACCGAGACGAGAAGCCUAUUUCACCACCCCCUGUCAAACGUAAGGUUCAGUCUACAACUACGAAAGCUGCCGUCUCCUCGUUCUUCAAACCAACCUCCCAGAAGCCACCAGAGCCAUUAACAUGGUCGGAAAGGGCCGUCAACGAAGACACCCGAACUUCUCUCAUCGUCGGCAAAUACGUCCCUCUAAGCACAUCCACCGAGCCAAACGAUGCCGCCCCCGCCGCCCCCGCCGCUCCCAAGAAGACGAGGAUUGCUGCCUUCGACUUGGACUGGACCCUCGUCAAGUCCGCCUCCGGCAAGAAGUUCGUCUAUGACGCCGGGGACUGGAAGUGGUGGCAUCCCAGCGUGCCCAAGAUGAUGAAAAGGCUGCACCAAGAUCAAGAAUUCAACAUCGUCAUCAUCAGCAACCAGGGCGCCAUCCAGUUGCACCCCGAACGCAAAGCCCCGACAGCAGUUAGGGGUCGUCUGGAUUCCUGGAAGGGUAAGAUUGCGUCUAUUCUGCGACAAUUGGAUAUCCCAGUCACGCUAUAUGCCGCUACGCAGUUUGAUAACUACAGGAAGCCGCGGACGGGGAUGUGGGAUGAGAUCCUGAAGGACUUGGACCUCACCCCCGAAACCGUCCACAUGAAGGAAUCAUUUGUCGUCGGCGAUGCCGCAGGCCGCAUCGCCGUGCCUGGAUUCGAUCAAGACUUUUCGGCUUCUGACCGCGGUUUCGCUCAUAACAUAGGAAUCCUAUUCCUCACCCCCGAAGAGUACUUCCUGAACGAGGCACCACGGGAGUUCAUCCGCUCCUUCGAGCCAGCGAAUUACAUCAACACAGCUCCUGCCAAUGAUGAUACCGAGGACCCCCCCUUCGUGCCGUCGAGCGAGCAAGAGAUUGUCCUCUUCGUCGGCUCCCCCGGCUCCGGCAAAACGACCUUCUAUCUCCGCCACCUCAACCCCGCCUACACGCGCAUCAACCAAGACCGUCUCAAAACGCGGGAUAAAUGCCUCACAGUCGCGCGCACGCGUCUCGAAGAGGGGGUCUCGGUGGUGAUUGACAAUACGAAUCCUGAUGAGGCGACGAGGAAAUACUGGGUUGAUCUGGCGAGGGAGUUUGGGGUGGAGAUUAGGUGUGUGCAUUUUGUGACGGAGGGGGGGGUUUGUAGACAUAAUGAUGUUGUGAGGGCGCUGAAUAGGGAGAUGAACCCGGAAAAACGCACUAUCCUUCCCAAUAUCGCGUUUGCGUCGUUCAACUCCAAAUACGGCCCCCCGUCGCUACAAGAGGGGUUCAAGGAGAUUACGGAGGUGAAAUUUCGGUUCCACGGCACGGACGAGGAGAAGAAGAUCUGGACGCGAUAUUGGACAUAGUACUUGUUGUCUUCUUGGUUGGCGCGUGGGGGGGAAGAAGAAGCCGCAGGGGCUCGUGGUGGAGGGAUGGUAGGAAGGGGGCUUCGUAGGUGGCAUUCAUAUUUUCCAAGGCGCGUUGGUUGUUUGUCAGUAGUAGCGGUGUAUAUAUCCCCCUCAGAUCUACCUACUGAUACCUCAAUGGCCGCCGUCCUCCUGACGUCGCGCCAUCACCCCCCAUCCCGUCGCCCCAUCAACCACAAAACCAAACCCCUCCUUCCGUUCCCGUCGAAUCCAGCAAACACGACUCAGAAUCCCCAACCCCCCCGCAAGACUCCCAUCAACUUUCCCAUCCCCCCAAGAACUUUCCCAUCCCCCCAAGAACUUUCCCAUCCCCCCAAGAACUUUCCCAU
This is a messenger RNA of Pseudogymnoascus destructans, 2304 nucleotides long. RefSeq lists its product as uncharacterized. Gene Ontology annotation, biological process: DNA repair. The transcript has 10 exons. The coding region runs from base 524 to 1915 and encodes 463 amino acids. The record is from RefSeq and is a predicted model, not a curated record. Gene Ontology annotation, molecular function: double-stranded DNA binding; polynucleotide 3'-phosphatase activity; ATP-dependent polydeoxyribonucleotide 5'-hydroxyl-kinase activity. Lineage: Eukaryota; Fungi; Ascomycota; Leotiomycetes; Thelebolales; Thelebolaceae.